CACAACACUAAUAGAAAAAUAAAUAAAUAAAUAAUAAUAAAUAAAUAAACAAACAAACAAACCAAAAGCAUUAAGCACCUUUUGGGGAAUUUGCUGUCUUCCUUUUUCUAUAAAUCUAGUCGUACCUCUUCUUGCUCAGUGUAUCUCCGGCCAUGGCUGACGAGAAGGUGGCGCCUCCCGUCGACGACCGUAUGAAACCGCUCACACCCAACUACCUGAAGCUUGUCUUUCACCACGUCGUCUCCAACGCCCUCUUUCUCUGUAUCCCUCCACUCCUCGCGCUGCUUUUCCCUCACCUCUCCGCCACAAGCCUCGCCAGCUUCGCCUCGCCGCAGCUCAGCUCCCAUUCUACCGUCGCUGGAUCCACCCUCCUCGGCCUGGUCGUGGCGCUGUACAUGCUCCGCCGCCCGAAAGCAGUCUACCUGGUGGACUUCGCCUGCUUCAAGGGGAGCUCGGCGUACGUGGCGCCCCGCGUCACCAUCUUGGCGAAGUUCACCGGAGGCGGCACGUUCACCGAAGAGACGGUGGCGUUCCAGCGCAAGAUGCUGGAGCGGUCGGGGAUCUCCGACGAGGCAUAUAUCCCGGCUUCGCUGCUGUGCAACCCACCCGACAUGUGCUACCGGACGGCGCAGGAGGAGGCCGAGACCGUCAUAUUCAGCGCCGUCGACGAGUUGUUCCGCAACACUGGCGUGGCGGCGCGGGACGUCGGUGUCUUGGUCACCAACUGCAGCCUCCACAACCCGACGCCGACCUACGCCGACAUGAUCGUCCACCGCUACAAGAUGUCCUCUGACGUCAUCACCUACAACCUCUCCGGGAUGGGCUGCAGCGCCGGCUUGAUCGCCAUCGAUCUCGUUCGCCAGCUUCUUCAGGUGCAUCGAAACAGCUACGCGUUGGUGGUGAGCACCGAGAGCAUGACGCUGAACGCCUACUUGGGCAACAACCGUUCCAUGCUCGUCACCAACAGCCUCUUCCGCUUGGGCGGCGCCGCCAUCCUCCUCAGCAACCGCCUCCGAGACCGGCGCCGGUCAAAGUACCAGCUGAUCCACACCGUGCGCACCCACAAGGGCGCCGACGAUCGCAGCUACUCGUGUGUCACCCAGGAGGAGGACGCGGAGGGCAAGGUCGGCGUCGCUCUCUCCAAGGACCUCAUGGCCGUCGCCGGCAGCGCCCUCAAGGCCAACAUCUCCACCCUGGGCCCCAUCGUCCUCCCCCUCUCCGAGCAGCUCCUCUUCCUCACCUCCCUGGUCCUCAAGAAGGUCCUCAAGCUCGACCAUGUCAAGCAAUACCUGCCGGACUUCAAGCUCGCAUUCGAGCACUUCUGCAUCCACGCCGGCGGGCGCGCCGUGCUGGAGGAGCUGGAGAAGAGCCUGGGGCUGUCGCCGUGGGACAUGGAGCCGUCGAGGAUGACGCUCUACAGGUUCGGCAACACUUCGAGCAGCUCGCUGUGGUACGAGCUCGCCUACUGCGAGGCAAAGGCAAGGAUCAAAGCCGGCGACAGGGUGUGGCAGAUCGGCUUCGGCUCCGGGUUCAAGUGCAACAGUGCGGUGUGGAGAUCCCUGAGAGCGAUCAAAAGUGCCAAGAACAUGAGAAACAGUAAUCCCUGGUUGGAUGAGAUCGACAACUUCCCAGUUCAAGUGCCGAAACUAGUGCCACUUAUGCCAUAGAUUACCACUUUUCAUAUCUAUUGGAGCAUAUCGUUAUGUAUCGAGAUGUUUAAUUAUUAAGUUGGCUCACAAAGCAUAUGAAUGUUUAAUCUGUUUGAUCUCUUUGACGAAUUAUGGAUCGGAUUUCCAUCCAAUAUCUCAAAUAUAAUCAAUGUUGAUUCUUUGCA
Molecule: messenger RNA, 1834 nt
Organism: Zingiber officinale
Lineage: Eukaryota; Viridiplantae; Streptophyta; Magnoliopsida; Zingiberales; Zingiberaceae
Product: 3-ketoacyl-CoA synthase 20-like
Exons: 2
Coding region: 153-1667 (504 amino acids)
Biological process (GO): fatty acid biosynthetic process
Cellular component (GO): membrane
Molecular function (GO): acyltransferase activity, transferring groups other than amino-acyl groups
Source: RefSeq, a predicted model, not a curated record